GAGAGUGAGUAAGUAGUCACUUCCUGUUGAUUUUGAGGGAAAGUCAAAAGUUAACAAAAAUACAAUUAAAUUCGUCAAAAUGUACAAAGCGACGCCUUUGCUAGAGAAAUGGAUACAGGAAAACAACGAUCUUGUAACUAAAUGGAAGACAGAUGAAAAUGUCCUGAGAAAAGACCAGAGAGAGUCAAAUCUGAGAUGCUUUUCUUUGGAGUUUAACAAACUUUUGAGUAAAAUACAAGGAGCUCCACUUCUUGCAGGUGUCACUCAAUUGGAGCUGACAGUGUUGUACAAUGCUAGUGUAUUUUGUAUCGCUAUGUCUGAGUUUUCUAAGGUGGAGCUGCUCAUUACAAAUGUCAUGGAUAAAGUUCUCCAGAUAUCAGGAUGUAGACCUACCCCUGAGAGCUCUGAUUAUCUUUUAUUUUGGAGAAAGGCUUUAGAAGAAGCCAUAAAGCAUACAGAUUUGGAGCAUGGCAUUGGACAGCUGUUCUGUUUGCAGUGGGCAAUAUGGCUAGCCACACAGAAAUACCAUAUUAUCUGUGAAACUGAGAAAGAGAUAUCAUUGUUCAUCUCAAACAAAAACAAAAAAGGAGAGCUGUCUGAGUCUUUGCUUUUGGUUUUGGAGCCAAAAGAGCUUAUUGAGUUAUUACAUGUCUGCACCUUAAUUGGGAAAGGUGCAGAAAGAUUCAAGGAUGGUCAAUAUUUAGAGGCUUUGAGUGAUAUAGAGAAAGCCACCUCGUACACUGCUCCCAGAGGUGUAGUGGCCUACACACACCUUCUGUUGGGUUCUUGCUUUCUCCAAAUGAAACGUCCUCAGAUGGCAUUGACCUGUUUCCGGAGAGCACUGGAAACAGACGGUCACUGCGUCAGUGCGCUGUACCAGAGCAUGCUCAUCUACAGGCAACUAGGAAAUAAACAAGCUGAGAUCCAAGCUCUUGAGUUACUGCAUUCUAUUUUAAACUUGACACACAGCUCAGAGUGUUUCACAGGAGAUGGUCUGCUUAUCUCCUCUGAGUUACUCCUCACCAACUUGUCUUUGAAGAAUAUCUUGGAAGUUCCCUCUCCUCUGACAGUCCUUCACAGUUUGGCUUUACAAUGUGUCUGCCAUGGAAGGGUAUCAGAGGGCGUGGAGCAUUAUCUGGACUUAUUUGCUAUUCUUCACACAGAUGAACCUAUUCCACAUCAUAUUAAUAUGGAGGUUCCUUUUCUUCCGCGUGUGACUGAGCUUUACCUUGAGGCUGGUGCUGCUAUGCUUAUGGUCCAGCGACUCGCCGAUUGCAUUGCACUGUGUGAUGAAGUUGUUGGGACAACACUAGAUCUGCUACCACAAAGAUUGGUUUUGGAGGAGUUGAGUGUGGGGACCGAGCCCAGUGAUCCUGUUGUUGACCAAGAUGACAAAGGGGCUAUGAUCCUCUGCACUGGGGCGGCUAAUCUCCUCAAGGGUCACUGCUACAUAUUUUUAAAGGACUGGAAACAAGCUACAACCCAUUAUACAAGGUGUUUAGAUCUGCUUUUAAGAGUGCGCUUUAAAAUGAAAGGAUGCCAGCCACAGAUCCCCAGCACAGACAUGGUUGACAAAGGGGGGUCAAAAUUAUUCACACUCCAGAGGCUAAAAGCAUUUUCAUUGGCUGGCCGAGGGAUCUGUUUUACUCAGACUGAUCGAUUGAAAGAAGCUCUUAGAGACCUUCAUCUCAGUUUGAAUGCAUUCCCAGAAUGUCUAGGUGCUGGGUUAUGGUGUGGGGAAGUACUGUGGAGACUGAAACGGAGACAGGAAGCUGCCAGCUGCUGGAAAAAGACAUGGGGCUUUACCUCAGAAUCUCCCAACGAAGGUGUUUGUGUAUAUUUAAUGGAACCUCCAACCGAUCAUAUGUUGAACCCCGUGGAGCUUCAACAAAGAAUUGAAGAUCUUGGAUUUGAAGAAGACAUAAAUGGAUAACAUUUCUACUACUGUCCUAUUAAUGUGUAUAUUUUGUUUGCUGAACGAUCAAAUUCAAUUAAUUCUCUAGAUUUGUAGAGAUUGGUAAUAAAUCAUUUUUAUAACAAUAAUAGAUAAUUUC
This is a messenger RNA of Periophthalmus magnuspinnatus, 2054 nucleotides long. RefSeq names its product FA complementation group G (gene fancg). Gene Ontology annotation, cellular component: Fanconi anaemia nuclear complex. The record is from RefSeq and is a predicted model, not a curated record. Bases 80 to 1933 code for a protein of 617 amino acids. Gene Ontology annotation, molecular function: protein binding. NCBI's taxonomy places the organism in Eukaryota, Metazoa, Chordata, Actinopteri, Gobiiformes, Gobiidae. The transcript is spliced from 14 exons. Gene Ontology annotation, biological process: interstrand cross-link repair.